Molecule: messenger RNA, 1673 nt
Organism: Condylura cristata (star-nosed mole)
Lineage: Eukaryota; Metazoa; Chordata; Mammalia; Eulipotyphla; Talpidae
Gene: NFU1
Product: NFU1 iron-sulfur cluster scaffold
Exons: 8
Coding region: 114-875 (253 amino acids)
Biological process (GO): iron-sulfur cluster assembly
Cellular component (GO): mitochondrion
Molecular function (GO): iron ion binding; iron-sulfur cluster binding
Source: RefSeq, a predicted model, not a curated record
CCCACUGUUUUCUUGUUUUUACUCUUCUCUGCCCCUGACUUUUGAGUUUGGCCUCCCAGUGACAUUCCUUGCUCAGCUUUGGUUAGGCGAAAGGCAUUGAGGAGGCUAGAUAGAUGUUGAACCCUGAUUUCUCUUCUGGAACACAAGGAGAAAGGGGAUUAAGGAGUUUAACAGCAUUCGGUCAUAUGAUGAAUCCAUACACCAUUAAGAAACAGCCUUUGUACCAGAUUUUACAAAGACCACUUUUCCCACUACCUGAAACCUUACGUUACACAGCAAGAUACAUGUUUAUUCAAACACAAGAUACUCCAAAUCCCAACAGCUUAAAGUUUAUUCCAGGAAAACCAGUUCUUGAGACAAGGACCAUGGACUUUCCCACACCAGCUACAGCGUUUUGCUCCCCUCUGGCUAGGCAGUUAUUUAGGAUUGAAGGAGUAAAAAGUGUCUUCUUUGGACCGGAUUUCAUCACUGUCACAAAGGAAAGUGAAGAGUUAGACUGGAAUUUACUGAAACCAGAUAUUUAUGCAACGAUCAUGGACUUUUUCGCAUCUGGCUUACCCUUAGUUACGGAGGAAAUAUCUCCAGCAGAAGCAGGAUCUGAAGAGGAUGAUGAAGUUGUGGCAAUGAUUAAAGAAUUAUUAGAUACCAGAAUACGGCCAACUGUGCAGGAAGAUGGAGGAGAUGUCAUCUAUAAAGGCUUUGAAGAUGGCAUUGUACAGCUGAAACUUCAGGGCUCUUGCACCAGCUGCCCUAGUUCAAUUAUUACGCUGAAAAAUGGAAUUCAGAACAUGCUACAGUUUUAUAUUCCAGAAGUAGAAGGCGUGGAACAGGUUAUGGAUGAUGAAUCAGAUGAAAAAGAAGCAAAUGCACCUUGAAAUAUUUUAAUUUUCUUUGGGGCCAGCAGUUGUACUUGUCAUUAAUGUAUAUACCAAACUAUUUAGGAACUUGAGGGUUAAUAAAAUAUGCCCUUUCCUUAGAGAAUGAUAUGUAUAUAUCUUUAUCUCUCUCUCUCUCUUUCUCUUUCUCUAAUGUGUGUUUAUUUGACCUCAUAUGAGUUAUUUAUAACACUCUGAAUCAUUAUCUGUACAUGUGGAUUUUAUCCAGAGAUAUUUUUACUUUUGUUCUUCAUAUAUCAUGGUUGCUUCUUUGCAUAAUGUGUGAAACAAUUUAAAAUAUUUUCUUCUAAUUUAUUUACUUUUUAUUUUUGCAGAAGUAAAUGGGGAGAAAGUUUUAAAAUAUUCUAAACUGUCUUUUUUGUGAGACACUCGAAAACAUUUUUACUAAAAUUUCCCCUUGUUUAAAAGCAAAACUUAACAAUUCUGAUUUAAAAAUAGCAUCUAGCUAGUAAUUUCCCAAUGGAGAAGCACAUCUGAGAAUAAAUCUUUAAAAAAAAAUGAGAAACUGCUUUGGUCCCUCUUCCAUCGUUGACUUCUGACUCAGAGAUUUAUAAUCUAUGCCAUACUUGAAAUUUGGACAGUUACCUUUCAUGAUAAGGGUACUGUGUUUUCAGAUAGCCAAAAUAGAAAAUUAUCCUUCUCUCAAUUUUCUAUCGUAUUUCAGAGGCAUCACUUCACAUAUGAUAUCAGGAAAGGAUAGAUUGGGAAAUAACACUGUUUUAGUGCAUAUAGAGUUCUUAUCCCCAAAAGUAUGGAGAUUAAAUAAACAGAGAGAAC